AUGGCGUCCGCCGUUCUCCCAGUCUGUGCGACCCCAUACCGGGCCUCUUACUCCCAUCGGUAUCCUUCCAACCUGAUGGACAUGGGCGUUGAAAUGGAUUCGUAUGGAUCCUACCAACGCUUCCACUCUCCCUCUCCCAGUCGGCGGUCCUUGAACCGUCAGCGCUCUACGUCUUUCCCCUCCGUCUACUAUUCGGGCUCUCCGGAGCAUCACCCCGUCGAGCCUCGACGGAAGAAGGAGAGUAGUUCUCGGCGCCGUCGUCAUGGCAGCCCGUCGAACCCUCAGCCAGCCAGAUACUCGAGGAACUCGAUGCUGGUCAAUCCAGACGUCAUUGAUCGUCUGGACAGCGCGAGUCUCUGCCAGUACCAUCACGAGGGGCCCUACGAUGCUGUCUAUGCGGAGAGGAACUACCACACCAAGCAGAGCCCCGUCGAGGCAGUCAAAGAUUCAACUGCGGAGACCUUGAAGGCGACUCCGAAAGAUAAAAUUAGGGACUGCAUCGAUAGUCACCGUCCUCUGGACGGAGUGGCUUAUUACCCUCCAGGUCACACAGACAUGGAGGGCCGCACCUACGAAUACGAGGAGGGGCCGAACAUGAUGAACGACUAUGGAAACUUUAUGCGUUGUCCCGGUCAAAAAUUCACCGAUGAGGAUUUCAAAAAGGACCCCUUUUACAAUGCACCCCACCCCAAGCCAUUCGCCUCGCUCCGGAAAGCGCUCAGUAUCCGUCGUCGCAAGCGCAGCGGAACUUCUUAAACCAGUUCAUUUGGACUUGUGGUAUACGGCCGCACUACAACAUGCAUUUGCGGUUGGUUCGUCUAUAAGACCGCGUCUCCCUGAUGGAGCAGCGAGAGUUGGUGUUGGGUUUUGAUGAUUUUUGGAGCGUAUUUUUCCAUAUGUAUUUUAUUUUACCAUGAUUCCCCUGCUACACCGGUCAUGACCUCGGUGAUUACGGUAUGACAUGAUGUGUCACGCUCGGAGUUGAAGCCUGG
This is a messenger RNA of Aspergillus costaricaensis CBS 115574, 992 nucleotides long. RefSeq lists its product as uncharacterized. The record is from RefSeq and is a predicted model, not a curated record. Gene Ontology annotation, cellular component: cytoplasm. NCBI's taxonomy places the organism in Eukaryota, Fungi, Ascomycota, Eurotiomycetes, Eurotiales, Aspergillaceae. Bases 1 to 756 code for a protein of 251 amino acids. The transcript is spliced from 2 exons.